AUGCGCCUGAGCCCGCCCCGGACUCCGAUUCCCUACCCCGUGUUCCGCUUUACAACCCAUACACAGCCAUACACAACCCCGGCGCGUCACCCAUCGUCCCGCCCUGAAGACCAAGCGAGUCCGCCCAAUAUGGGAUCAUCAGGCGUCUUCGCAAAGACAAUCCUCAUCCCAGCCCUAAUAGCCCUAACAAUCUACAUCCUGGCCACGUGCUUAAUCCUCCCAAUCUUCCGCCGCUACCACCAACGCUACUCCCAGUACCUCCCGUUACACAAUAUAUCAGCCCACACCCUCUCCCUCCGCGACCGCAUAGCCGACGCCAUAAUGCGCUUUUUCCUACCUUCCACCUGGCGGCGCGGCGCGCACGUUGAGCAUGAUACUAUCAGUAUCGACGAUGAUGAGGGGGAGAUUCUUGUUGGGAUGGAUAUGGAUGCCGCUAGGCGGGAGGCGUUGGAACGGAGGCGUGGGUCUGUUGCUGAGGCUGAGGGGAGGUUGAGCCGGGAUCUGGAGGAGGGGUUUAUGGAUGAUAGUGAUGAGGAGGAUCACCAUGGUGGUGGGAGGCGUUGA
This is a messenger RNA of Penicillium canescens, 564 nucleotides long. RefSeq lists its product as uncharacterized. Lineage: Eukaryota; Fungi; Ascomycota; Eurotiomycetes; Eurotiales; Aspergillaceae. The transcript has 2 exons. Bases 1 to 564 code for a protein of 187 amino acids. The record is from RefSeq and is a predicted model, not a curated record.